This is a messenger RNA of Hordeum vulgare subsp. vulgare (domesticated barley), 914 nucleotides long. Its product is annotated as macro domain-containing protein VPA0103. Lineage: Eukaryota; Viridiplantae; Streptophyta; Magnoliopsida; Poales; Poaceae. The record is from RefSeq and is a predicted model, not a curated record. The coding region runs from base 23 to 739 and encodes 238 amino acids. The transcript has 7 exons.
UUCCAGGCUUCGCUCCCCACGAAUGUCGCGUGCGGCCACCAAAAUUUUCCUGACGCCAUCGCUGCUCCCACUCCCACUUCCCCAGUGGCUUCGUAGGCGGCGGCCAAGCAUCUCCUCAGCGAGGAGAGCCUUCGCGAUGGCGGCGUCUGGAUUCGGAGGCGGCGAGGCGUUCCCGCUGUCGUCUGCGGCGGGGGCCGGUGCGCUGAAGCUGCACAAGGGCGACAUCACCCUCUGGUCCGUCGACGGCGCCACCGACGCCAUCGUCAAUGCUGCUAAUGAACGAAUGCUUGGAGGGGGAGGUGUUGAUGGAGCUAUACAUCAAGCUGCUGGGCCACAACUUGUAGAAGCAUGUCGUAAAGUUCCAGAGGUUAAACCUGGAGUCCGUUGCCCUACUGGAGAAGCUAGAAUUACUCCAGCUUUUGAGCUUCCCGUGUCCCGUGUGAUCCAUACAGUUGGGCCCAUAUAUGAUAUGGACAGGAAGCCUGAGGUGUCAUUAAAGAAUGCAUACGAAAAUAGCUUAAAGCUGGCUAAAGAGAAUGGCAUUCAGUACAUUGCAUUCCCUGCUAUAUCUUGUGGUAUUUUUCGUUACCCUCCAAAGGAAGCAUCAAACAUAGCUAUUUCAGCUGCUCAACAAUUUUCAGGCGAUAUUAAAGAGGUGCAUUUUGUUCUGUUCUCGGAUGAUCUGUACAGCAUUUGGCGUGAGACUGCCCAGGAGAUGCUGAUGCAAUUUGAGAAAUGAGUAACUAUGAUAUCAGUGUAGUAUGCACAAGUUAUCCAGCAUGUAAUACGACCACUGGAGUCUAUUGACCAUGAUCGCAUGUAUGGCGCAGUUUGAAUGUGUUUAUCUGAACGAGAGUUGGAUGGAUAUGCAGGAUAAGUGCCCUGAAUGAUAUUAUACCGUUCUUUAUGCUUCA